CUCCCCCCCCCGGCUGUCGGCCGCCAUGUCGACCGGCGGCUCCAACUCCUCGUCGCGGAAGGACUUCGACGUCAAGCAGAUCCUCAGGAUCCGAUGGAGGUGGUUCGGUCACCCGGCGGUCCCUCCGCCUCACUCUCCGCCGCUGCGAGACUACUUAGCGGGGAGGAGAACGGGAGCCGGAACCGGCGCGGGCACGGGCGCCCACCCCUGCUCCGAGGGACCGUCUUCGUCUCCUCCGUCUCCCAAUCUCAGCGGGCGCGGCUCGACUCCAGCCGGCGUCGGGAGCGGCCGCGGCGGGCUGGUGACGAGCGGCAGCGCCGGCUCGAACCUUUGCGACGCCGCAAAGUUUGCGGAUUCGUCGGCCGGAACCGGAACGGGAACAGGAGCCGAAUCCGGCGGGAGCUCGUGCUCUCGCUCGGCGAGCCAGCCCGGGUGCGGCGGUUCCCCGGCGACGUGGCCUUCGUCGUCGUCGCCGCCAACGCCACGUCGCCGCUCUCGCCCGGGAUCGAACACUGACCCCCCCGGCGAGGCUCCGGUGCCGCGGCUGACGGGAACCGGCGAGAACGGCAACCCCCCGGAUACCGACUCGAGCUCCUGCAGGACGUCGGACAGCAGCGCCACGCUGUCGUCGUGCCCGUCGAUGGAGGCGUGCGUGUGUCCGGACGACGGCGCGUUCACGGCGCCGUCGCACGCCGACGUCACCUUCCGCAAGAUGGAGGGCUACCUGAGGAGUCGGCAGCUGUGCGACGUCACGCUGCUGGCCGGCGACCGGCGAAUUCCUGCGCAUAGGCUGGUGCUGUCGUCCGUGUCGGACUACUUUGCGGCCAUGUUCACCAGCGACGUGCGAGAGGCCAAGCAGGACCAGGUGAAGAUGGAGGGCGUCGACCCAGAUGCAUUGUGGGUCCUGGUGCAGUACGCUUACACGGGCCGUCUGGAGCUGAGGGAGGACACCAUCGAGUCUCUGCUGUCCGCCGCGUGUCUGCUGCAGUUGUCGUCCGCCGUGCAGGCUUGCUGCUCCUUCCUGGCCAAGCAGCUCCACCCGUCCAAUUGUCUCGGCAUCAGCUCCUACGCCGGCGCUCAGGGCUGCCACGACCUGCGGAGGGUCGCCCACACCUACGCCGUGGAACACUUUCUGGAGGUGGUCGGGGGCCAGGAGUUCCUGCUGCUUCCGGCGGACGAGAUGGAAAGGCUGCUGGCGUCCGACGACGUCAACGUUCCGGACGAGGAGACGGUGGUGAGCGCUUUGCUGGCGUGGGUCCAUCACGACGCCGCCGCCCGCCGACGCGACCUCCCGCGGCUUCUCGCUCACGUCCGAUUGGCUCUGCUGCCGCCGCAGCUUUUGGCGGACCUGGAGGCCACGCCGGAGCUCCGAGACAACGCGGACUGCCAGCGGCUGCUGAUGGAGGGGAUGAAGUACCAGCUCCUGCCGCACCGCCGGCCGCUGCUCCAGAACCGGCGCACGCGGCCCCGCAAGGCCACCGUCGGCGCCAUGUUCGCCGUGGGCGGAAUGGACGCCACAAAAGGCGCCACAAGCAUCGAGCAGUACUGCCUCCGGCGGGACGCGUGGAAGCAGGUGGCGACCAUGAGCGGUCGGAGGCUCCAGUUCGGCGUGGCCGUCCUGGACGGUCGUCUGUACGUGGUGGGGGGCCGGGACGGACUCAAGACCCUCAACACGGUGGAGUGUUACAACCCCGCCUGCAAGAGCUGGAGCGUCAUGCCGCCCAUUUCCACGCACCGACACGGCCUGGGCGUGGCCGUCCUGGGGGGUCCGAUGUACGCCGUAGGAGGACACGACGGCUGGAGCUACCUGGGCACCGUAGAAAGGUGGGAUCCUCAAGCUCGCCAGUGGAGCUUCGUCGCCAGUAUGGCGACACCCAGAAGCACCGUGGGAGUGGCCGUACUCAAUAGCAAGUUGUACGCCGUCGGAGGUCGCGACGGGUCGUCGUGCCUGCGCUCCGUGGAGUGUUUCGACCCUCACACCAACAGGUGGAGCGCCUGCGCCCCCAUGGCGAAACGGCGCGGCGGCGUGGGCGUGGCCACGUGGCACAGCUUCCUGUACGCCAUCGGCGGUCACGACGCUCCCGCCUCGUCGCUGGCGUCGCGGCUGAGCGACUGCGUGGAGAGGUACGACCCUCAGACGGACGCGUGGACGGCCGUGGCCCCCAUGAGCAUCAGCAGAGACGCGGUGGGGGUUUGUCUCCUCGGCGACCGGCUGUACGCCGUGGGCGGCUACGACGGCCACGCCUACCUCAGGACGGUGGAGGCCUACGACCCGCAGACCAACGAGUGGACUCAGGUAGCGCCGCUGUGUGUGGGCCGGGCCGGAGCGAGUGUGGUGGUGGUCAAAAUGUGACAACGCACGAGACGAGGACCCCCCCCCCACCAAAGGAGCAAAGCCAAUUCCCGAGCGCCGGCGGCCUUCUACGACGUCCCUCAUGCGGCGGCGACGCAGAAGCCGCUCGCUCCCUUUUUGUUAUUAUUUUGACCAGGCGGGAAAGGCGCACGCGCUCGUAGGCAUUUGCCGACACGGUUGAUUUGUAGCAGUCAUUUUAAUGUAUUCAUCUUUCUUUCUUAUCCACAACAUAAAAGAAAUGGUGACAGCA
Syngnathoides biaculeatus (alligator pipefish) is the source of this 2603-nucleotide messenger RNA. RefSeq names its product kelch-like family member 5 (gene klhl5). The record is from RefSeq and is a predicted model, not a curated record. Gene Ontology annotation, molecular function: protein binding. The transcript has 13 exons. The coding region runs from base 26 to 2353 and encodes 775 amino acids. Lineage: Eukaryota; Metazoa; Chordata; Actinopteri; Syngnathiformes; Syngnathidae.